AUGGAUACCGAUAUGACCAACGUCGACGGGAGCCCGUUCCCCUCGUUUGGGCAGAACGCUCACCCACAAACUUCUACCGGAAUCCCGCCAACUUUCCCGGUACCCUCGUCUUCUGGAUUCCAAGCCACCCCUUCAACGUCCCAACAGGGACAAGCCGACCCGACAACCCUCGAGGCGGUCGUCCCCCUCGAGCUCUUUCAAAACAUCGGAGGGGCGGGAGUCGAAAAGCCCCCGAAGUAUGGAGGGCAAAGGGAGAACGACGCCGCCCGAGUCUGGCUAAUCGGGAUGGAGAGAUGGCUUUGGGCCAAGGAAAUCCUUCUGCGAAGAAACCUUACGGGUCCCGAAAGGAUUGCUCUAACGACUUCGUACCUCGAAAAGGCCGCUGCCGCGUGGUGGAACCUAACCUAUAUUCACAACAUAGACCACCAAGGGCACCAGCUUCGGAUCCAGUCCUGGGCCGAAUGGAAGAACACCUUCCUCAGCCAAUUCGGCGACGUCAGGACCCAAGACCAACGGCGAGACGAGUUCGACUCGCUUCGGCAGACAGGUACCGUCCAAGCGUUUCGGCAGGCCAUUGAAUCUCGACGUCUUUACCUUGAGCCACGUCCUUCUGACGCCGAUUGCUUGCUUGUCUUCAAACGUGGCCUGAAGACGUCUAUCCGGAACCGUAUCGAAAUCCUUCCUGACUCGAUUGUGCCAGGGACUUACACUAAGUAUGUGGAAUUCGCCGAUAAAAGCGAACGAGAGAUGCUUGCCACCUCUAACCGCGUUCCCUUUUUCAAGUCUCGCUAUGGAAAACCGGCGACUUCGACAUCUAAUGGUGCCUCUCACGCACGCAAUUCAGCAGCACCUCGACGUGACCACGAUGGUGACGUCGAAAUGACACUCAAUGGUAUGCGUACCCAGCCGAAAUCGGGCAACGCCACCAGUGGGCAAAAGGCUUCGAGCAAAGCACCUCCUUCUCGCCAAAAGUGCCGUGAAGAGAACCUCUGCUUCGGUUGCGGCGAGCCCGGCCAUCAGAAGAAAGACUCUCCAGACCCCUCGAAGCAUAUUGGAGUUGCGCCCCUAGAGGCUGAGUCCCUCACUGCCAACCCCUGGGACGUCUCCCUCGCGACUGCCAAUACCUUCGAUAAGGACCUGGAACGCUUGCAAGGACAUAAUCUUGCAAGUGGAAACCUUGGUUGGACGCAGAACCCGUACCCCGUCAGUAUCCUCUUCGACACCGGUUCCGAUAUCUCCUACGUCUCGAAGAAAGUGGUCAACCGGCUUCAAGGAGAUCUAAAGAUCUUGGAGACCAACACCCUUCGUGUGCGCCUGACCAAUGGAGAGACAACUACGGCGAACCAGCAACUGACUAUUGGCCUCACUAUUGGAACUUUCCGAGCACGUUCUACUCUUCGAAUUCUAGAUUGGGAUGCCUACGAUGUCAUCCUAGGUCUCGAUUGGCUUCAGAAGCACGAAGCUUCAUGGGAUUUCGCGCGCUCGUGCGUGACACUACGAAAUGGAAGCAGAAAAUCCACCGCUGUCGAACUGAGACCCUUUCGAACCAUCGACUACGAAGGUCUCAAGGAAGUUGGGUUAAAUCUUCUCAGUUACCGAAGAGCGGAAAAGGCCCUUCGCAAGCCGCCCGCUCAAGACCGUCCACCCGUUCUGUACAUUGUGGAGUCUCCGAAGAAAGAACAAGAUUCAUCACCCAUUCCUUCCGUCAAGAACCCACGAUUUCGACACCUCUUACAACGCUUUCAACACGUUCUCAAGGAA
Molecule: messenger RNA, 1761 nt
Organism: Rhinocladiella mackenziei CBS 650.93
Lineage: Eukaryota; Fungi; Ascomycota; Eurotiomycetes; Chaetothyriales; Herpotrichiellaceae
Exons: 2
Biological process (GO): proteolysis
Molecular function (GO): aspartic-type endopeptidase activity; zinc ion binding; nucleic acid binding
Source: RefSeq, a predicted model, not a curated record